Messenger RNA from Meloidogyne enterolobii, 790 nucleotides. The record is from the annotation of a GenBank genome assembly. NCBI's taxonomy places the organism in Eukaryota, Metazoa, Nematoda, Chromadorea, Rhabditida, Meloidogynidae.
AUGGAUGAAUGUUCUAGUACAACAACAACAUCUUUUUCUUUACAAAACAAACCAAAAACUUCAAUUUAUCGUUUUGAUUUAAAUUUAAAUGGAAGAAGACUUGAUGCUUCUACAAAUUUGAUAAUUUUCCGAGCUGUCCAAAUGCGUGCUCUUCUCUUUUUUAAAAAUUAUUUGGAACAAAUGGAAUACAAAUCAAGGAAAAGAUGGAUUGGAAAAAUUUAUGAAAAAGUUGUUGGUGAAAGUCAAGAGGUCAAAGCAGCUUUGCGUGUCUCUUUACGUCAAUUAAAAAUUGCUCAAAUUUUGGGUGAUCCAAUUUCUAUUGCUCGUUGUUAUCUUUAUAUUUCACUUGGAUUGGCACAAGAUGGACAUUUUAAAAAGGCUAUAACAACUGUGAGGGGUAUUUGGAAGGAGAAUAUUAUUUCUCUUCAUUCUGAAUUUCUCAAAAAUUGUACUUUGGGAGUUUGGAUGACUAUAAAAUGGAUAAAAACGAGAGAAAAAACAUUUUUAAGUUAAGUUAAACUUUUUUUGUAAUUUUUACAAAUACUUGAAAUAAAGGAAUUUUUUAUAUUGAUAGUUUUCUAGGGUUCGGGACACAUUUUUGGUAGGGGAAGUGAUAAUUGGAGAGGGGUGGAGGUAUAUUAUUUGGGAUCAUUUUGUGGAUUCAGGGAUAUGUAAUUGGAGGUGGAGGUAUUAUUUAGGGUCGAUUUUUUGGUAGAGGUGAGGGAUAGAUAUAUUAUUAUCGGGUGGUAGGAAGGGAAGGUUGGAGGAGGGGGGAGUAGUUGAGACUUUU